UGAAGACAGCUACAUUUCUAACUCUGUGGUCUUCUAUUGGGUUUCAGAAAUGUCCACCUCCAGCAAUGUCCUGUCUGAAGAGCAGUUCCUGUGCUCUAUCUGUCUGGAUGUGUUCACUGAGCCAGUCUCUAUUCCAUGUGGACACAACUUCUGCAAGGCCUGUAUCAGGGAAUACUGGAACAGCACUGUCCUGUGCCAGUGUCCACUGUGUAAGGAUACAUUCAACAGAAGACCUGACCUAAAAACCAACACAACACUCAGAGAUGUUGCAGAUCAUUUUAAGAGGAUGAAGGUCACAGACAGAGAGGAGUCCUCUUCCAAGCCUGGAGAAGUAGCACAAGUGCAGCAGAUGAUCCAGGAGCGUCUGCAGAAGGUUAAGGACAUCAAAUACUCAGUAGAGCUCAGCCAGAGAGAUGCAGAGAGAGAGAUAGCAGGAAGUGUGGAGGUCUUCACUGCUCUGGUGCGCUCCAUUGAGAGAAGUCAGGGUGAGGUUAUUGAGGAGGUUGAAGAGAAGCAGAAAGCAGCUGAGAGGCAGGCUGAAGGGCUCAUUGAAGAGCUGGAGCAGGAAAUCACUGAGCUGCUGAGGAGAGGCACUGAGCUGGACCCCCUCCACCAGAACUCCCCAUCCCCGAUCAAGGACUGGUCUGAGAUCAGUGUUCACAGGGAUCUGCAUGUAGGAACUGUGAGAGAAGCUCUGUCUCAGCUGGAUGACACACUUCUGAAAGAGAUAGAGAAGUUGUGGGAUCCUGAGCUGAGGAGGUUACGGCAGUGGUCGGUGGAUGUGACUCUGGACCCGGAUACAGCACACUGCAAGCUCAUUGUGUCGGAGGACAGGAAACAAGUGAGCUAUGGAGACAUACGGCAGAUUCUCCCUGACCUCCCAGAGAGGUUUGAUAGUUAUCUAUCGGUCCUGGGAAAGGAGGGCUUCUCCUCAGGGAGAUUCUACUUUGAGGUUCAGGUUAGAGGGAAGAUUGAAUGGCAGGUAGGAGUGGCCAGAGAGUCCAUCAUCAGGAAGGGCCCAACAGCUGUAAGCCCCGAGGGUGGACUCUGGGCUCUGUAUAUGAAUAGGAAUAAGUAUGUAGCCAAGGACACACCCCCUAUCUCCCUCUUCCUGAGUCAGAAACCCCAGAAGGUGGGGGUGUUUGUGGAUUACAAGGAGGGUCAGAUCUCCUUUUAUGAUGUAGAAAACAGGUCUCAUAUCUACUCUUUCACUGGUUGUAGCUUCACUGAGAAACUAUAUCCAUACUUGAACCCCUGUGAUAAUGAGGGUCCAAACUCAGCCCCAUUGGUCAUCUCUCCUGUCAAUCACACUGACUGA
This is a messenger RNA of Salvelinus namaycush (lake trout), 1318 nucleotides long. Its product is annotated as E3 ubiquitin-protein ligase TRIM39-like. The transcript has a single exon. The record is from RefSeq and is a predicted model, not a curated record. NCBI's taxonomy places the organism in Eukaryota, Metazoa, Chordata, Actinopteri, Salmoniformes, Salmonidae. Gene Ontology annotation, molecular function: protein binding. Bases 50 to 1318 code for a protein of 422 amino acids.